This is a messenger RNA of Anneissia japonica, 3545 nucleotides long. Its product is annotated as TRPM8 channel-associated factor homolog. NCBI's taxonomy places the organism in Eukaryota, Metazoa, Echinodermata, Crinoidea, Comatulida, Comatulidae. The transcript is spliced from 2 exons. The record is from RefSeq and is a predicted model, not a curated record. Bases 147 to 2885 code for a protein of 912 amino acids.
CUCAACUCAAUAGAAUAAUACGGUAUGCUAAAUCAAUCACUUCCGCAGUGUUUCUGCAACGUUGCAGUACACAUCGUUGACUCCGACGACUAAUGUUAGGCCUAAUGGAACUCACACAUAUCAACUCAGAUCAAUGAAGAAGCUCCAUGGACCCUACAACUGACCAACUUUUUAUUCUUAAUGGCGUUAAGAAGCUAACCACUAAAGAUAGCCCUCCAUUUGAGUGCAAACUUAACGGGGACUCGACCUUUCCUCUUGUACGAACUAAACAGGAUAAGGUUAUUGUUGCAGCAGCAUUUCACGGACUUGGUAGAAUCGUUGUUUUUGGAAACAAAAAAUUCGUCACCAGUGAGAAUGAGGAUGACGACUUUAAUAUCUUAGUAAACAAUGCGUUCAGGUGGCUUACGGUUAGAAAAAGUUCUCGUGUUGGGAUCUGGGUUCCAGGUUGCGAUACUCUACAAAGACGAUUAUCAGACGCUGGAUUUGAUGUCUUUGAUUUUCUUCCAGCAUCCACGACGAAUGUAGACGUAAUAUUUACAGAUAAAAUAGCGCUAAAUGAGGCAGAAACUGAGUUUGUUGAUAGCUUUGUCCGUAAUGGUGGUGGCUUACUGGUUGGUGCUAAUGAAUUAAGUUCAUUACAAGAAUCGGUUAACAACUUCAUAACUGGUUGUGGAAUCUCUUUGCUCAGUCAAGUAUCAGAAGAAAGCAGUGAAUACAAUGUUGGAGUACCUGAGCCGUCAGAAUCAUUGCAUUAUAUUUUCAAGGAAGUUGGAAAGCAGAUCGAUUUUAAAAAUAGUUCACCUUCAAAAUUGCUACUAUAUGGUGAACACACAUUUGGGGUAGUUGUACGAGAAGAUGGUGACGGCGUAGUUGUUGCAGCUAGCCAUGUUGGUCUUGGAAGAGCUAUGCACUGGGGACAUAACGGUAUCCUCAACAAAUGCAGAGAAUAUGGCAUCGAAACAUUAAUAGAGAACACGUUCAGGUGGAUGUCGAGAAAUAAAGUUGCAGCCAAAAUUGGUUUUCUAAAACCUGUAAAAGAUCAGUUGAAAGAGACAGUAGAAAACCUAGGACUAACAGUAAUUCGGAUUAAUAUUGAUGAUGAUUUUGGAGAUCUGGAUAUUUUGGUUGCAGAUAGUAGCCACGAAUACACACAACAUCAACUUGAUAAAUUCUACAGCUUCCUAUCAACUGGUGGAGGAUUACUUACUGGUGGUCAUAACUGGAUUACUAAAAAUGACAGCACAAGUGCCAUUGUUAAACCAGCAGGCAUAAUGAUAAGUGAAAAACCUGCGCGAGGUAAAGGUUAUGAGACAGCAAAUCAAAAGAUGCAGUAUAUUCUUAAUGUUACCUUGGCAUUAAAACGAUUCUUACAACAUGCUGAUGGAGAAAUUGAAUUGGACGAGACAGAACAGCAGAGUUACAGAACUAGUAUUUGUCAAGCGCUUGAGGAAUUACCAUUGACGUGUAAGAUAGUAUUCAACUUAGCUAGAGAAUAUCUUCAAAGAAUCCCAGUGGCUAUACCAACAAAGAAAUCGCCUGUAGACAUUUGGACUCAGCCAGUUUCGGCUUCAUACGCGUUCAUUUACAGCAUACUGGCAUUGAGAUUGCAACCUUCCGAUCUACAACAAUUGAAACUGAACGGCGAAGUCUUUCCUGGAGAAGCUUCAUCAAACAUCCAACCAUCAUCUACGACAAUAACAAUCGACGCAACUUAUGAUGGCCUGCUAAGAAACUUCCCUUCUGCCAACAAAGCUGUAAGACGUAGUACUGGUCUGUAUGCUGCACCUGCCGAAAUCAUUAAUGUAACAAUUCCAGGUGAAGCAAUUGAUAGUAAAUUAUGUGUACUGAUAGGCUGCCAUACUGACAAUCUUGAGAAGAAGGAACAAUUGCAUCGAUUCCCAAGGAUUUCAAGAUCGUUUGAUCUGGAUUCAGUCACAACACAAGCUGCGAAUGUCUUUGGUGGUUUGAUCUACAUCACGGUACCAUGUGACACCAAGAUUGGACCAAUUUCUGUCACCGUUGAUGGUGCAUGUAAGUCUCCGCAGUUUUUUGCUGGUAAAACAAGUCUAGAAGAAUGGCAACUAUCAAUGGAAAACCAUAACGUACCAUUUUGUGAGCUAAUUUCUGAAAAUAUCAUCAUCACCCUACCUUCGUCAGAUGCAUUAAAACACUGGGAAGACGCACAGGCGAUAAUGGAAAUAUAUGAACGGGUCGUCUGCAGUUAUGCUGAGUUAUCUGGUAUUGACGUUAAAAGACCUAGAGAAGAGCGUUUUGUUCUUGAUGUUCAGAUCUCUAAAGGUCAGAUGCAUGCUGGGUAUCCGAUUAUGGGACCCAUAACAAAUUCAGAUAAGAUGAUAAGCCUAGACCGUGUAAGAAACAAUAAUAUCUGGGGUCCGUUACAUGAACUGGGGCACCAGCAUCAAAGCAAUGGAUGGAAUCCAGUAGGGACGAAAGAAGCUACUUGUAACAUUUACUCAGUUUAUGCCUCAGAGGAAGUUAUGAAGAUACCUCGCGAGAUGGCACACGGGGCGCUAAAGAAGGAGAAACGAAUACAGAGAGUGGAGGACUACGUCAUAGAAGGCUCUCAGUAUAAGAACUGGAAUGUUUGGACAUGUCUUGAGACCUAUCUUCAACUGCAAGAAGCUUUCGGAUGGAAAUUUAUCUCUGAUAUGUUAGGUCAAUAUAACAACCCAUCAUUUAAGUCACCAAAAACAAAUACAGAACAAUUAGAUGUUUGGAUGGUACUCUCAUCAAAGUUGACAGGUUUCAAUCUCGGCCCAUUCUACAAGGCAUGGGGCUGGCCGGUCACUGAUGAAGCCUUACAAUCCAUAGAAACCCUACCAGCCUGGGACGAUAAUCCCAUGAUUGACCGUCUCAACCCAUAGACCUGUGAUUAGGCCAUUUAUUAGCUUGUUAUAGUUUUGCCAAGUUUCGACGAAACAAGUGGACAUUAUAAUUAUGAAAAUAAUUAAUAACACUAAUAAUAAUAUUAAAUUAUUUAACACUCUGCUACUUUUUUUUAAUUGUUUUUUGGUAGUAGUUUACAGAAUGCACUGAAAAUUGGCGGCAGCAAAACUGCAUCGGCAACUGUUAUUAGUAAGAUAAUAGCAUUCAGACUAGAAUUAGUCGUAUAAGAAAAUGAUAUUUAUUUCCAUGAUAAAUAAAUAAAACUAAGAUGAAAUAUCAUCCUGUUUGAGACACCGUGUAAAUGUAGAAUGUUGCAACGCUACAGCUUUUUUGAUUUUUUUUUUCGUUUAAUAAUAGCAGACUUUCCCCCUUAAGGUAUAUUUUGUAGUUAUGUCUCCACAUAUGGCCCAUGCAACACAAAGAUUAUAGCAGACCCUGACGGAAUAAAUGCAUUAUUCUAAAUCAUUCCUCCAUGGUUAGACAUAGGCUAGAGUUAAUAUAUGUUGACAGAUGAUACAAUGUUGCACUGUGAACAGGGUGUACGCAUAUACAUAUUGUAUUGUUCAAUUCGUAAUUGUUAUGGGUUAAUAAACACGUUCCCUUUACUUUGAAAUAAAGUUACUUUAACCAAAUACAAA